This is a messenger RNA of Ochlerotatus camptorhynchus, 1042 nucleotides long. It is a transcript of the gene Osi18, whose product is annotated as DUF1676 domain-containing protein Osi18. The transcript has 2 exons. The record is from RefSeq and is a predicted model, not a curated record. NCBI's taxonomy places the organism in Eukaryota, Metazoa, Arthropoda, Insecta, Diptera, Culicidae. Gene Ontology annotation, cellular component: membrane. The coding region runs from base 115 to 915 and encodes 266 amino acids.
AAUAUCAAACAAUUCACAUUGAUUUGACUAAUCGUUCAGAGCACACAUCAACUGGACAGUGCAGCGGUGGUGUCUUGGUUUUGUUUUUCCAGUUAGUUAGUUAGUUGGUUUGAGAUGCGCUCGUUCGUGGUUUUGAUCCUUUCGGCAGCCGUCAUGGGGAUGGCUGCCGCCCAGCAGACCCGAUCAGCGGCCGAUGUUGCCGUUGAAAUCUACAAGACCUGCUUGGCCGAUGUAAACAUGAAGUGUGUCAAAUCGAAGGCGCUUUCCUGGUUGACCACGGUAGCCGAACAGGACGAGAUUAAAAUUACCAACGCCUUGACCAUUAUUCGAACUGGAACUGAUGAUGAGGAAGCUCCGGAGGUCAAAGAUCAGCAACGAAGCAACAAGGUUGUUCACCUGCUGAACAAGAUCGAUGGCUUCCUCUCGACCCACGCUCUGAAGAUGGGAGUUCCGGAGGUCCUGCAAUCCGAGGAAGCCCGUGCUUACAUCCCCGACUCCCUAAUGAGGGGAGGUCUCGCCGAAGAAUUGGUGGUUCCACUGGCAGAAGGAAAUGUUGCUGAAGGCCGUGGCUUUGUGAAGAAAGUCAUGAUUCCCUUCCUGCUCGGAAUCAAGUUCAAAACGACCGUUCUGGUUCCAUUGGCUUUGGCUCUGAUCGCACUGAAGACCUGGAAGGCCAUGACCCUGGGUCUGCUGUCGAUGGUCCUGUCCGCCGCGAUGGUCAUCUUCAAGUUCGCCAAGCCAAAGAUCGUCAACUACGAGGUGGUCCACUAUCCACCACCGCACAGCCACCACGUGGACCACCACAUCGAUCAUCACCACAUUUCGCACCCACACGUUCACUGGGAAGCUCCGGCUGCCUGGAAGAAACGAUCACUCGAUGCCGCCCAGGAGCAGGCCUACGCUGCUCAUCUGUAGGAUGAGAUGAUCCGUUGGAAGAACUUUGUGUGUGUGCAUGAGUCAGAAGACGAAUCCAAAGCUGUAAAUUAUUUAUUUAUGAACGAGCGUUGAACCGGACGAAUAAAUUAUUUAUUUUUGUACGAAA